CGUUAAGUAUAUAUAUACUAAAAAUGUCAUGAUAACAUUGUCUUAAUUACAAAUUAGCAAAGCAGAAAUCGAUCAAGUCUUCAUAGUAUUAGCAAAAUGCUAGCCAUUUCUUCUUCUCCUAUGUUUUCAAAUAACUUUGGGUGGCUUUUGGAGGAUCCCAUAAGCCAUGAACUAAACAUGACUAGUGCAGAAACUUCAUCAGAUUCAGUUGUUGCCCUUCAUUCAUCAUCUCAUACAAGACUUCUUGAACACUCUGAUUCCAAGAAAUUUGAUCAGAUUAAUAAUGAUGAUCAACCUGAUCAUAUGGUAAAGAAGCUUAAUCACAAUGCUAGUGAGCGCGAUCGUAGAAAAAAGAUUAAUAGCUUAUAUUCUUCUCUUCGUUCUUUGCUUCCAGCUUCUGAUCAUGCGAAAAAGUUAAGUAUUCCAUCGACAAUAUCAAGAGUGCUAAAAUACAUACCAGAGUUACAAAAUGAAGUGGAAAGACUAAUUGAGAAGAAAGAAGAGCUUACAUCAAGAACCAUCUCUAAUAAAGAAAAUUCAGCUGAUUUUAACAAGCAAAAAAGAAGAGGAGGAAAAGACAGCUCUUCAUUAGUUAUUUCAGCAAGUGAAGUUGGUGAUAAAGAGGUAGUUAUUCAGAUAUCUGCCUUGAAGAUCAAUAAAGGUUCAUUAGCUGAGGCUGUAUCAGACUUAGAGGAUGAAGGACUUUCUCUAUUAAAUUCAUCUUGUUUUGAAACUUUUGAAGAUAGAGUCUUCUAUACCAUGCAUUUUCAGGUUCAUGGAACAAUGGUAGUUGAGCUUGAUACGUUAAGAGACAAACUCUCAUCGUAUUUUGAGAAGGAAGACGAGUUAUAAUUACCACAAUGAAUUUAUAGUUUAAUUAUUAGCCGGAUUUAGCUUACAUAGAAAGACGUUGUAUUUGCAGUUUUCCUUUUUAAAUAGGACAAGACAGCAAAAAAUGUAAAUGUCUUUUUAUUUCCCUUGUAAUUGUGAACGCCUUCGUUUUCAAGAGAGGCAAUAUCUUGUAAUCAUUGACAUGGUGACUGUUAAUAUUAAUUAACAAGAUUCAGAAUGCUUUGGACCUUAA
Nicotiana attenuata is the source of this 1084-nucleotide messenger RNA. Its product is annotated as transcription factor ORG2-like. Lineage: Eukaryota; Viridiplantae; Streptophyta; Magnoliopsida; Solanales; Solanaceae. Gene Ontology annotation, cellular component: RNA polymerase II transcription regulator complex. The transcript is spliced from 3 exons. Gene Ontology annotation, biological process: regulation of transcription by RNA polymerase II. The coding region runs from base 97 to 852 and encodes 251 amino acids. Gene Ontology annotation, molecular function: protein dimerization activity; RNA polymerase II transcription regulatory region sequence-specific DNA binding; DNA-binding transcription factor activity, RNA polymerase II-specific. The record is from RefSeq and is a predicted model, not a curated record.